GUCUCCUGCUCCUGCCAAAAAAGACUCCUCCUUCGCCGCUCACCAUCACUUCUAGCCGGGUCAUAGCCCGGCUAACUAAAAAGGAUUGAUCCCGGUGAUCAAGCAAGCUUGCUUCACUCCGACACUGCAGACUGACCUCCAUUCCCAACAUGGCUAGCAUUCGAGCUAUUGGUGUUUUAUCCAGAUUGUCAUCAAGGCGAUAUGCUCCCAUGUCUGGCAGCAUUUUUCGCACCUUCUCAGUAGCUUCAGCCAUGCUUGCCCGAACCCAUGUCAACUAUGAAGUCAAGGGAGAUGUUGCAGUCAUACGGAUCAACGACCCAAACUCCAAGGUUAACACGCUGUCGGUUCAGAUGCAGAAAGAGAUGACAGAGGUCAUGAGUGAAGUUUGGGCCAAUGAUGCGGUUAAAAGUGCCGUCCUCAUCUCCUCAAAGCCUGGAUGUUUCAUCGCAGGAGCUGAUAUUAACAUGAUCCAGGCCUGCAAAACCUCAGAAGAGAUCUCUAAACUUUCUCAGGAAGGACAGAAGAUGUUUGAGCAGAUUGAAAAUUCUCCAAAGCCCAUCGUUGCUGCCAUCAACGGCUCAUGUUUAGGAGGAGGCUUGGAGUUUGCCAUUGCCUGCCAGUACAGAAUUGCAACAAAGAGCAAGAAGACUGUUCUAGGUACCCCUGAAGUGAUGCUGGGCCUUUUACCUGGAGCUGGUGGGACACAGAGGCUACCCAAAAUGGUUGGUCUUCCCAAUGCCUUUGACAUGAUGCUGACAGGCAGGAACAUCAGAGCGGAUAAAGCCAAGAAGAUGGGGCUCGUCCACCAGCUCGUCGACCCUCUAGGACCGGGGCUGAAGAGUCCAGAGGAAAGGACGAUCGAGUAUCUGGAAGAAGUAGCUGUUGAUUGUGCCCGAGGCAUCGUCAACAAUAAGAUUCCUCUCCACAAAGAGAAAGGCUUGAUGCAGAAAAUACAAGACUAUGUGAUGAGCUUCGAGUUGGUACGGAACCAGAUUUACAAAACGGUCCAUGAUAAAGUCAUGAAGCAGAGCAAGGGCCUUUAUCCAGCACCUCUGAAGAUUAUAGAAUGUGUGAAAACUGGGAUUGAACAGGGUCCCGAUGCGGGAUACCUGGCUGAGUCUCAGAGCUUCGGUCAGUUAGGGAAGACCCCUGAGUCUGCAGCUCUGAUCGGUCUCUAUCACGGCCAAGUAGCGUGCAAGAAGAAUCGCUUUGGAACUCCUGAAAGAGAAGUGAAAACUCUGGCCAUCCUGGGAGCGGGGCUGAUGGGAGCAGGUAUCGCCCAGGUGACCGUGGACAAAGGCGUGCACACGAUCCUAAAGGACACGACGGUGGAAGGGCUGGCCAGAGGAGAGCAGCAGAUUUUCAAAGGGCUCAACGAUAAGACCAAGAAGAGGAGCAUCACGUCGUUUGAGCGAGACUCCAUCCUGUCCAACCUGACCGGCCAGCUGGAUUACCGGGGCUUUGAAAAGGCUGACAUGGUCAUCGAGGCCGUGUUUGAAGACAUUAGCAUCAAACACGCCGUGCUGAAGGAGGUGGAAGCGGUGGUGUCCCCCCACUGCAUAUUCGCCAGCAACACGUCCGCUCUGCCCAUCAAGGACAUCGCUGCUGCCAGCAGAAGACCAGACAAGGUGAUUGGAAUGCACUACUUCUCUCCAGUGGACAAGAUGCAGCUUCUGGAGAUCAUAACCACUGAUAAGACAUCAAAGGACACCACGGCAUCCGCCGUGGCGGUCGGCUUGAAGCAGGGCAAAGUCAUCAUCGUUGUCGGGGAUGGACCUGGAUUCUAUACAACUAGGUGUCUAGCCCCCAUGUUGGCUGAAGCUGUUCGGGUUCUUCAGGAAGGAGUCGACCCCAAGAAGCUGGACACACUCACCACAAGCUUUGGCUUCCCCGUAGGCGCGGCGACGCUGGCCGAUGAGGUCGGUAUUGAUGUCGCGGCGCACGUGGCCGAAGACCUCGGCAAAGCCUUCGGCUCCAGAUUUGGUGGCGGAAACGUGGAGGUUCUGAAGACCAUGGUGAAUCAGGGCUUUAAAGGCCGUAAAUCAGGAAAGGGUUGCUACGUCUACCAGCCAGGACGCAAAGCCAAAGACGUCAACCCAGAGAUUGGAGACAUUCUGGAGAAGUUUAGGAUGACACCGAAUCCCGCUGUGUCGUCGGACUCGGAUGUGCAGUACAGGCUCGUUUCUCGAUUCGUCAACGAGGCCGUUCUGUGUUUGCAAGAGGGCAUCCUGAACAGCCCGCUGGAAGGAGACAUUGGAGCAGUGUUUGGGCUGGGGUUCCCGCCCUGCCUCGGCGGGCCUUUCCGCUUCGUGGACACCUUUGGCGCCGACAAACUGGUCCAGAAGAUGAAGCAGUUUGAAGCCGUGUACGGGAACCAGUUCACACCCUGCCAGCUCCUACUGGAUCAUUCAAGAGAUUCUAGCAAGAGAUUUCACAAGUGAUGGCGCCGCCCUGCGUGCCAGUAGCUGAGGAUAAACUCCAGACCGCCACUAGAAUGUGCCUGACAUUGGUAUCACAUACGGGACAAACAGGCUGACAGCUUAUUGGUGCACCAAACUCAAAGUGCUGUUUCAUCAACAACUCCUGCAAUAAUUCCCACCUUCAUGACUUCAUGACUGAGCGAGAUGUAGAGUAAAUAAAUAAUUAUUACUGAGGAUCCAGUUUGAGGCAGUGUGAAUGUUUUGCAGAAAAACAUGAGCUCUUUGAGUCGAGUGUCCACUAGAGCCUCUAGAAUGCCUACCUAAUAAACUGGCAGCUGUGUGAAACUAAAAGGUGGUUUUGUUAAAUUUUUACUUAAAUAAUAACUUGAUGUGUAGAUUAAAGGGCGUGGAGGCUGAUACACACACUGCAUCUGUAAAGACAUUUGUGGAAACUUCCAGCUGCCAAUUUCAUUGUUUAAUACUGAUGAAUGUUGAGGUUUGGGUUCAUUAAGUGUCUUUUUGUACAUUAAAGCCUUCCUUGUUUGGAGAUUUAUGUAAAUGUGAAGCUUCAAUAAAAGACUAUUGAAGGAAA
Messenger RNA from Nothobranchius furzeri (turquoise killifish), 3012 nucleotides. It is a transcript of the gene hadhab, whose product is annotated as hydroxyacyl-CoA dehydrogenase trifunctional multienzyme complex subunit alpha b. The record is from RefSeq and is a predicted model, not a curated record. Gene Ontology annotation, molecular function: enoyl-CoA hydratase activity; (3S)-3-hydroxyacyl-CoA dehydrogenase (NAD+) activity; NAD+ binding. Gene Ontology annotation, cellular component: mitochondrion; mitochondrial fatty acid beta-oxidation multienzyme complex. Lineage: Eukaryota; Metazoa; Chordata; Actinopteri; Cyprinodontiformes; Nothobranchiidae. Gene Ontology annotation, biological process: fatty acid beta-oxidation.